This is a messenger RNA of Darwinula stevensoni, 432 nucleotides long. The record is from the annotation of a GenBank genome assembly. Lineage: Eukaryota; Metazoa; Arthropoda; Ostracoda; Podocopida; Darwinulidae.
AUGAGCACGGGCGCUACACAUGAAGCAACAUCCGGAUUACAAGUACCGUCCGAGGCGGAAGCAGAAGCCCCAGCUUCCUUGCCGGAAGGCCUGCACCACCAACCACGGCCACGUGAUCCCGCCUCGACCACCUCCACCUUUAUUGACCUUCGACGACCACGCCACCUGGAUCCGAAGCCGGAGUCACCUCUAUCCUUCACCUUUUCCCCCUCUUCCUUCCUCCUCCUUCCCCCGUCCGACAUCCCCAGAUCUCAGUUCUUUCUCACACGUCAAAGACGAGACAUGUACGACAUGCAUCAAAUCGAAGCUUACGGUCUACUGAUGACGUUUUGGCCUGUCGUCCUCCAUUCUGAGUACGGGGACAAGAUAGCAGCCGAGUUUAGAAAUGGCUGCUCCAACCUAUCCAACAAAGGAAACUUGAUGUUCCAAUAA